This is a messenger RNA of Ctenopharyngodon idella (grass carp), 1886 nucleotides long. Its product is annotated as beta-1,3-galactosyltransferase 9. The record is from RefSeq and is a predicted model, not a curated record. Bases 1 to 1236 code for a protein of 411 amino acids. NCBI's taxonomy places the organism in Eukaryota, Metazoa, Chordata, Actinopteri, Cypriniformes, Xenocyprididae. The transcript has 2 exons. Gene Ontology annotation, cellular component: membrane. Gene Ontology annotation, molecular function: hexosyltransferase activity.
AUGCAAAUUAGCAAUGAAAUAACAACAAUAAAAAACACUCAGCAACCCUUGUUUCAAAUUAAAUCAAAUUUUUUCAGUGCAGUUGUUGCUAUAAUUUGGUCACAACUGUUGUUCCACUGUCUUUCCCAGAUCUGUGUGUUUCGGCUGCAGACUCAUCAGUGGUGCUUCCUGUUAUGUAACGUCAUCUUGUUUCACGCGCUGCUGUUUGGGGGUGACAUAGUCGAAGAGUUUCUCUUGCAGUCUUCUCCUGCCGCCUACACUGAUCGCGUUGUCCUCGAGGUCCGGGAGCGUGCGCGCAAACUGGACCUGACUGAGACCAGGGUCAACACCUCGCAGCUCUAUCCCAUUAACACCGAACCCUGCCUUCAUCACCAGGACCUCCUUAUCCUCACGGUGGUCCUGAGUUCUCCUGGUAACAUGAGCCAGAGGGAGGCGGUCCGAAACUCCUGGGCCAAUCAGACUUCGGUGCACCGUGUUGCCGUGCGGACGUUGUUUUUCACAGGCCCUUCCCCUUUAGGGGCGGAGCAAGAGAUGAUAAGGGAGGAAUCGGCACGGUAUGGUGACAUUGUGCAGUUCGAGGGAGGCGUUUCAAGGGGAGACUGGCAGAGGGGACACUGGGAGCAAGUUAAAAUGGCGCUUCGCUGGAUCCUACUUUUUUGCCCACAAGCCCGAUUUAUCAUUCUUUCUGAGGAUUCUGUGUAUUUAAACCUUCCUGCACUUACAACAUACCUGCUGGGACUGAGAACACAUCCGGAUGACCUUUACCUGGGCAGGGUCAUCCAUCGGGCUGCACCUGAGAGAAAUCCCGACAAACCGUAUUACUUGCCCUAUCAGUUGUAUCCUGAUAAAUACCUUCCAGACUACUGCUCUGGCCCGGCCUUCCUUCUAUCUCAAGACGUCGUGAGAAAAGUUUAUGUCGCUGCGGAGGACGUAUUGCUGCCCCUCCCCUCCGAUGUUCUGAUUGGCCUGUGUGCAAAACGGGCAGGUGUGGUGGCCACUCACAGCGCUCGAUUUUCCGGUGACCGGCACAUUCGCUAUAACCCCUGCUGCUAUGACUUCCUAUUCAGCUCGGCAGGAAUGGGGGUGGGACUGAUGGGCGUGGCUUGGCAGGAUUUAGGGGCGGGGAAGGGGAGGGGCUGUGGCAUGCUGGAGACAUAUUAUAGCUUGGUAGUGUGCAAAGCAAUGACCUACCUGGAUAAACUCUCCUUUCUGAAUAACGACAACACCCAGGGCUAGAACGGAUGGGGAAAGUUUAUGUGUGUCUCUUAGAUGUAUAAAUUAUUGUAAAUAUUUAAUUUACCAAAUAUAUAAAACAUUUCGCAAAGUAUUCAAAUUAAUCUGUACCAUUAUUUAGGACUCUAAGAGGCUUUAAAGUCGACAUGAAAUCAAAAGUUUAUUCCUCAUUGCAGAAGGAAAUUGCAUUGCGAACACAAUUUCACCUCGACUCUAAUGAUUCUGAGUUCAUCUGUGUCAUACGUACAACAGUGUUAGAAGAUAAAAAGUGAGAGUGAAUUAUUUAUUGCUUUGGUAACAGAGAAUGUAAGGGGUUUCAUAAAUUAUUAAAAUAAAUUAGCAUAUUAUAUAUAAAUGAUACACUCUCUUAUCUCUCUUACUGAAUAUAAUCACAAAUGAAUGCCAAAGAUGAGAUAAUGUUUCAGUGAAUAUACAUUAAAAUGUUAAUUUUGUUCUUAUUUGAAUUGUGCAUAUACUGUCUCAUUAGGCAUUUAAAAGAGUCUGUUUGGCCCUCUACUUUUAAGAUGGGUGAACUGCAUUACAAUCCUAAUCAAUAAAACACUGUACACAUAACAAAUCAGCAUCUACGUUUUGUUCACACCAUCUAUACCAGCUUCAACCAGCCUGCUUGGACCAGCCAGAAACCAUGUAAA